Hydractinia symbiolongicarpus is the source of this 1174-nucleotide messenger RNA. Its product is annotated as tetratricopeptide repeat protein 33-like. NCBI's taxonomy places the organism in Eukaryota, Metazoa, Cnidaria, Hydrozoa, Anthoathecata, Hydractiniidae. The record is from RefSeq and is a predicted model, not a curated record. Gene Ontology annotation, molecular function: protein binding. The transcript has 6 exons. The coding region runs from base 154 to 900 and encodes 248 amino acids.
CUAGCUAAGUAUGAAGCAGAACGCAAAGAAAACAAAAAACUGAAUAAAGUUCCAUCAUGAAGGCCUGCCGUUUUUCCCCACAUGUUUCACUAAUAUUGUCUACUUUGCUAUGUUUAACUAAAUUGCAAUAACUGAAAGAACAAACAAAGCAACAUGGAGGGCUUUUUUAAAUGGACGAAGAAAAGAAAGGUAGCUAAAUGUGCUGCACAAUUUACGGACGAUGCGGAUGAAAAGAAUGAAGUGACCACUGAUGACUGGAGAAGUUUAUUGCCCCACAAACGAAUAAUGCUGGAAGAUAGCAUCAGCAAAAGUAACAGAUUGAUUAACGAAGGCAUUUCAUUAGCAGAGAAAGAAAGAUAUUGGGAAGCAAACAGUAAGUUUAAAGAAGCUGCCGCGUUGACUCCAAGAGUUGCUAAAAUAUAUGAAAUGCAAGCUCAGGUCUUGUUGGAGUUAGGUGAAGUAUUUCCAGCAGUACAAGCUGCUGAAACAGCCGUAAUGAUUGAACCGCUUUGGGCAGAAGCACAUCAAACUGUUGGGAGAAGUCAAAUAAGUAUAGGUGAAAUUGAAAUUGCUUUAAAAAGUUUUUCCCGUGCAUAUCAUUUGGACCCAAGCAAUAAAGAGAUAUACGAGGAAGAUAUAUGCUACACAAAAGAACUUAUAAAAGAGAAGGCCCGACUGGAAAAGCUGUCCUCUCAGAAAGACGAUACCACAUCCUUGUGUGCUGUUUGUUGUACAAAAGUCGAACAUAAAGCCGGAAUAGAGAAGCCCGUGACGAAACAAACUGUAAACGCACAACCCGUAGAAACCUGCAAUGGACAGCCUGCAACAGAGGGAUCUAUAACAGACCAAACUGUCGCUAAUAAUCUCGCAAAUAGCAUGAGUAACGGUGGUCUUACCUAGCAUAAACAUGACGCAUUCACUUUGUUUGACGAGAUCAUCGAUGCAGCACUAAAUUACCUAACAUUCUAUAUACUCUCUGGUGUAUGUACAACCUAAUGUGAAAAAAUAUAUGUUAUGGUGCACGAAUUUUCUUACAAGUAAGAAGUGUCUAACAUUUAACGGUUGUGGAUCAAGGAAUGCUUUCAGUGGGGAAGUUGACAAAAUUUGCAUACAGCUUCAGAUUUACAAGAGUACUAUGCAUAAUAACUGAACUUAUCAUAUUGGGAAGCUGCAC